AUGUUCAGACAGUCUUUGCGCCAGGUUGCCAGACAAUCCACCAACGUUGUCAGAAGAACUUACGCUACCGAGGCCUCCGCCUCCGACGCCUUGAAGUUGUCCUUGGCUCUUCCACACCAGACCUUGUACUCUGAGUCUGAGGUCCAGCAGGUCAACUUGCCCUCCGUCAACGGUGACUUGGGUAUCUUGGCUAACCACAUUCCAAUUGUUGAGCAGUUGAGACCUGGCUUGUUGGAGAUCAUCUCCAAGGGCGGUGAGACCGAGCAGUACUUUGUCUCUGGCGGUAUUGCCCUUGUUCAGCCUGGCAACAAGUUGACCAUCUCUGCCAUUGAGGCUUUCAAGCCAGAGCAGUUUGAUGUCAACGAGAUCAAGUCCUUGAUCGCUGACGCCCAGAAGAGAGCUGCUUCCUCCGACGAGGUUGUUGUCGCCGAGGCCAACAUUGAGUUGGAGGUCCUCGAGGCUUUGCAGCAUGUUGCCAAAUAA
Messenger RNA from Candidozyma duobushaemuli, 483 nucleotides. RefSeq names its product F1F0 ATP synthase subunit delta (gene ATP16). Gene Ontology annotation, molecular function: proton-transporting ATP synthase activity, rotational mechanism. The record is from RefSeq and is a predicted model, not a curated record. Bases 1 to 483 code for a protein of 160 amino acids. The transcript has a single exon. Gene Ontology annotation, biological process: proton motive force-driven ATP synthesis. NCBI's taxonomy places the organism in Eukaryota, Fungi, Ascomycota, Pichiomycetes, Serinales, Metschnikowiaceae.